Molecule: messenger RNA, 761 nt
Organism: Tachysurus vachellii
Lineage: Eukaryota; Metazoa; Chordata; Actinopteri; Siluriformes; Bagridae
Gene: pttg1
Product: PTTG1 regulator of sister chromatid separation, securin
Exons: 6
Coding region: 148-693 (181 amino acids)
Biological process (GO): chromosome organization
Cellular component (GO): nucleus; cytoplasm
Source: RefSeq, a predicted model, not a curated record
UCGAAAUGCUCUCGAACCAAUCAGAUCGCAGGUUGCCUUUUAAAACCGGGGAACUUGAAGUCAAAACAUACACGUUAGUAACUGAACAAAAACAAAGUGCUUAUGCAAGAAGUCGAUAUAUAACUAUUUGGUUGAGAGUCAGAGGCCAUGGAUAUUAAGGUGUACCUUGAUCAAGAAAACGGCACACUCGCCGCUCCAUCCAUAAAAUCACGCCAGAGGCUUCAGUCUGCUCCUGAGCGUCUCCUAAAAACUCCACUGAAGACAUGGCUUGGAGUGCCUGUGCAUUCAGGCCGCAAAGCUUUGGGAACAGUUAAUAAAAUUGUAUCCACACCAACAACCUCUCAUAAAGGUGAUGUGCUGAAUAAACCCCUUGCAGCCCAGCAAUGUAAAGUGGCUUCUCAGGCGGUUGGUGAGGACUAUCCAGAGAUUGAGAAGUGCUUUCCAUAUGACCCGAGUGACUUUGAAGACUACUGUGUACCAGAAGAAGUCUGCCUCAGCCGGUUUUCUUUGGCUGGAUUGGGAAAACAGCAGUGGCCUCUAAAUGUGCUUGAAGAGGAUUUUGGUAUGAUUGAACCAUGUUUACCACCAUCUCCUCUCAAGAUGCCUUCAGUUCACUGCAGAGAUGACCUGGAAGCAUUUCUAGAAACCAUCAGUGAACUGACUGUUUGUUUGCCACCCGAAUGUGACUCAUGAUGCUAAAAGUUUUACUUUUUUUAUACCAAACUUGUUUUUAGAAUAAAGUUUUCUUUUUUUGAAAUAUA